Molecule: messenger RNA, 1225 nt
Organism: Onthophagus taurus
Lineage: Eukaryota; Metazoa; Arthropoda; Insecta; Coleoptera; Scarabaeidae
Gene: Lamtor2
Product: Late endosomal/lysosomal adaptor, MAPK and MTOR activator 2
Biological process (GO): positive regulation of TOR signaling
Molecular function (GO): molecular adaptor activity; guanyl-nucleotide exchange factor activity
Source: RefSeq, a predicted model, not a curated record
AAUUUGACAUUUGUCAAAUUUCCUGUCAAGAAACUUAACCUCAUUUUACAUCAUAAUUAUAAUUUCAUUUAAAAACAUGUUAAAACCGAAAGCGUUAACGCAAGUUUUAAGUCAAGCGAAUACCGGUGGGAUUGAAAAUACUUUGUUAUUAAAUCCGGAAGGUGCUCUUUUGGCUUAUAGCGGUUACGGCGAUAAAGACGCUCGCGUCACCGCCGCUAUAGCUAGCAACAUUUGGAGGGCUUACGAUAGAAAUUGUCAAAAUGUAUUUCGAGAUGAUCACCCCCAAAUGAUUUUGAUGGAAUGUAUGGAAGGUAAAAUCGCAAUAACACAAGUGGGGAACGUCUUGUUGUGUUUAUACGCGAAAAGUAACGUUGGAUUUGGGAUAUUGAAGCAAAAAGCGAACGCUUUGGCUUUGUAUUUGGAGGGACCGUUAAAACAAGUCGCCACAUCUUAAAUGUUUUAUUUCAAGUUAAUAAUUUAAGUGUAAUUCUCUAUUUUAAGGGGUAAGAAAUUUAUUUAAAUAUUGUUGAUUUGUAUUGAAUCUUUAUGUAUUUAAUAACAUAAUUAACAUUAAAAAAGAACCUUAUUAAAAAGACAUGUGUCGCCAUCUAUUGAUUUUAAUCGCAGUUUGAAAUCGUAAUGAAUCAAUUUUAUUAAUUUAUUUGGUGAAUUAACGAUAAUUAGUUCAUUAACAAUUAAAACAAAGUAUUUAAAUGAAUUUGAUAUAUUUAGAAGUAAUUUCAAAUCAUAAGAUUUAAUUCAUCCAGAAUAGUUUGAAGCUAAUUUCACGUUAUUUACAGUUAGUGAUUGACAUUUUCAAAUUUGUUUAAAAAAAUCUUUUAAUUUUAAUUAUAAACAUUUCGAGAAUCAAAUUUCUAUAUCGCAUUAAAUGAGAGUUAAUCACAAUAAGUUUUUUCUGCAUAAAGUUGGAAAAAAAGUGUUUCAUUUUCGGAAAACAUAACCUCAAACAUUUCGAAUUAAUGGGAUAUUAACGGUGAGUGUUAAAUUAAGAGACAUUUUUUUAAACAUUGUUAAUAUUUGGGUUAUUAUUGAAUCUAUGCGUUUAAUAACAAAGUUAAGAUUAAAAAAAGAAUGUGUCGCCAUCUAUCUAUUUUAAUCUCAGUUUGAAAUCGGUAAUGAAGUAAUGCCACAUCUUAAAUGCUAAUAAUUUAAGUGUAAUUCUUUAUUUUAUGGAGUAAAAUGUUAAUAAAAAGUAUUGAGGUGA